AUGGAUCAAUCAUUAUCAUUUUCAUCUGCCUCAUUUUCAUCGAAUCAUUUACUUGAAGAGAAAUAUAAAUUGGCGUAUAAACAAUUCAUCAAUAAGAAUUUUGAAAAAUCAUAUCGAUUAAUCAAUGAAUUAUAUGACCUGAGCUUUAACGAGUUCAGUAAGGGAUUCAUAUCAGAAGUACUUUUCAAAAAGAUCAUUAAUUUAUAUUUAACCUUAGUUAGUUUAACUAUCUCUGGUCAAACUUUACCAUUUAAAUUAUCUCAAAUUGACAAUCAUAGACUUGUGAAUGUAUUCAUUCAAGACACAUUUUUGAAUAAAUUAACCCAAGCAUUCGGUGGAUCUGAGAUUAAUAUCCCUUUGGAUAUCUUGUAUAAUUAUAUAUUGGUGUUGAUCACUAAUAAAAAAGUAUUGAUUGGUAAUGAUGAUUCAUUUUUAAAUAGGGUUAAAUCAAUUUAUUCAAGUUUAAUUGUUAAUAAUUCAAAUUCAAAGUAUGUGAAACGAUUUAUUGAUUUAUAUGUGUUUGAAGUAUUACCUACUUUUGAUAAUUUUGAUGAUGCUAGAUUUAUAAUUGAAUCUGAUGCUAUUUACGCUAGCGAUGUUAAAAAUCAAUUGGAUAACUUGAAUAAGAUUGAACAGAAUAAAUUACAGAUUGUUGAACAACAAAAGCAAAAGGAAGAAGAACGAAAGAAGAGAGAACAAGAGUAUCAAAAACGAGAAUUACAGAAAGCUAAGGAAUUAGAGAAACAACAAAAUCUUCAAUAUAAAUCAAUUAAAGAUAUUCAAAAGGAAUAUGCCACUCCUAUAUCAGCUUCUUCAUCAUCAUCAGAUAAACAAAAAGUUGGUCUUAAUAAAGAUACCGAUGUCAAUAGAUUAAAUCAAUUAAAGGAAAAGUUAUUUUAUAGUUAUAAAUUAACUAAGAAUUAUUUCAAAGAGAAUUCACCUAUAAUAUUAGUGAUUGUGGUACUCUUAUUCAUAAUUAAUCGAUUCAUUAACUUGAGGCAAAUCAAAAUAAAGGAUAAGUUACUUGAAACUAUCAAAAUGGCAUUUAAAGUUAGUUAUUUAUAA
Messenger RNA from Scheffersomyces coipomensis, 1065 nucleotides. RefSeq lists its product as uncharacterized. The transcript has a single exon. Bases 1 to 1065 code for a protein of 354 amino acids. The record is from RefSeq and is a predicted model, not a curated record. NCBI's taxonomy places the organism in Eukaryota, Fungi, Ascomycota, Pichiomycetes, Serinales, Debaryomycetaceae.